This is a messenger RNA of Sporisorium graminicola, 1971 nucleotides long. RefSeq lists its product as uncharacterized. Gene Ontology annotation, molecular function: transmembrane transporter activity. Gene Ontology annotation, biological process: transmembrane transport. The record is from RefSeq and is a predicted model, not a curated record. The transcript has a single exon. Lineage: Eukaryota; Fungi; Basidiomycota; Ustilaginomycetes; Ustilaginales; Ustilaginaceae. Bases 1 to 1971 code for a protein of 656 amino acids.
AUGGCGGCCAUGACUACCAGCACACCACUAGCAUCAAUACAGUCUACGGCACCUGCAUCGCAUCCCAACUCGUCAUCACCCACCACCCACUAUGACGCGACAAUAUCGACUUGCUCGCUACAGCCUCUCACAGCGGCCGAGAUCGACGCCAUCACCCUCAUCGGCCCCGAAGACUCGCGCCACUGGUCGCACGGCAAGAAAUGGAUGACCACCGUCAUCAUAUCGCUCAUGGGCUUCAUCUCGCCGCUGGGUUCGUCGAUCUUGGUGCCCGGCAACGGCUUUGUUGACCACACGUUCGGGCUGGGCUCACGCACGCUGUCGCUCCUCCCCGUCUCGCUGUUUGUCAUCGGGCUUGGGAUAGGACCGUUCAUUCUCGCACCGUGCUCCGAGACCGUGGGGCGGCAGCCGGUCUAUGUCUCGACGAGCUUUUUGUUUAUUGCGUUCAAUUUGGCCUCGGCCUUCAGUCCGAACUUUGUCGUGCUGAACGUGCUGCGCGUCUUGGCGGGUGCGGCGGGGAGUACGGGGCCUAGUCUGGGCGCGGGCAGUAUUGGCGAUAUGUUCUCGCCAAAGGAGAGGGGGCGCGCGCAGUCGCUGUACGGCUUGGGGCCGCUGAUGGGCCCCGUGCUGGGGUCGAUCAUCGGGUGCUUCAUCGCGGCAGGCACGAGGGACUGGAGAUGGCUCCUGCAUACGCUGACCAUCAUGUCGGCGGUGGUGUUCGUCAUCAUCGUGCUGUUCCUCAACGAGACCUACGCCCCCGUGCUGCUGCGCAAGAAACGCGAACGCGCCGUCGAACAACGCUUGCACGAGAUCCGACAGCUGAACCCCACCACCGCCACCCUCCUCGGCCUCACGCGCAUCCAAAAAGCGCGCGCGUACCUUCGCAAGCUCCUUCCCAGCGACGACGUCCUCGCCAAGAUCAAGGUCGCCCAGUCGCGCCCUUUCCGCCUGCUGUUCACCAACCCGAUCUGCGCCAUCUUUUCCUACUAUCUCGGCUUCUGCUAUGGGAUUAUCUACCUGUUUAUCACGCAACAUCCGCUGCUGUUCAUGACGCGCGAUGGCGAGCCCGACGCGCCCUCGCCCAUGGUGCUACCCACGUACGAUUGGAGCCUCGGCAUCUCGGGCCUGUCGUAUCUCGGCCUGGGGUUGGGCUUCCUCGUGGCGGCAUUUACGAAUGCUGCGCUGCAGGACGAGAUCUACGCGCGGCUGGUCGCGGCGGACGGCAAGAUCGGGUGGUGGCUGUUGAAGGACCGCGAAGGGAUUCGGAGGGUGAUGCAGGAGAGCGAGUUUGACAGGGUGGCGCGUCAGCAGGCGGAUCUGGAGAAGGGAGCAGGGGCGGCGGCCAAGCCAUCCGAGGAGCUCGAUCGCAGUAUUCACGCCGGCGGUAGCAGUCGACGAGGUAGCGACAGUGCCGGCGAAGGCGCCAACUCCGCCCUUGGCAACGUCACUCCUGCCGCCAACCACGACCCGCAACCCCCGCACUCCCCUAUCAUCCUAGACGACGAGAAGAAGCACCACUGCGCCCGCAUCCCCGCAUCCACCGCCGGUGCUGCAGUGGAGCCGAAGAAGGGCCGCCCCGAGUACCGCCUGCCGCUGUGCUUCGUGGGCAUGUGCAUCCUCCCCAUCGGCCUGCUGCUCUUCGGCUGGUCCGCUGCGAACCAGACCCACUGGAUGGUCCCGCUGAUCGGCUCGUUCUUGGUCGGAUGCGCCACCAUCCUCUGCUUCCAAACCAUCCUGGUCUACCUCGUCGACGCCUUUGUCCCUUACUCGGCCUCGGCCACCGCCUGUGCCGUCCUGAUCCGCUCCAUCCUCGCCGCCGCCUUCCCGCUGUGCGCAGAGUACAUGUUCGAGGCACUCGGCUACGGGUGGAGCUGCACGCUGCUCGCCGGGAUCGGCAUGGUCGGCUUGCCUGUCCCGCUCGUGCUGUACAGGUACGGCGAGGGCUUGAGGACGAGGUACAAGUUCGAAGGCUGA